Saccoglossus kowalevskii is the source of this 1254-nucleotide messenger RNA. RefSeq names its product prolactin-releasing peptide receptor-like. Gene Ontology annotation, molecular function: neuropeptide Y receptor activity. Gene Ontology annotation, cellular component: plasma membrane. NCBI's taxonomy places the organism in Eukaryota, Metazoa, Hemichordata, Enteropneusta, Harrimaniidae. The record is from RefSeq and is a predicted model, not a curated record. Gene Ontology annotation, biological process: G protein-coupled receptor signaling pathway.
AUGGAAACGGACGACUUUAUGUCGAUGAGCGAUGAUAUGUACUACACGUGUUUGUGCACGCCGUUGUUGUGUUUUCUGCCAGAGAACUUCACUUUCAACAGCACCUACUUUAGUUCAGAUGGUGAAUACUCCGACUCGGAUUAUUCAAUUGACGAUAGUUUUUGCCACGUUGAUGACGACGCGAUAAACUUGGCUGGAAGGAUAACAUUGAUAUUAACCUACGCAUUGACUGUGACGUUGACGAUCAUCGGAAACACCAUGGUCAUUGUGGUACUAUUAUGUGGGUCCAGAACCAUGUCCGAAUUAAACAAAUUCAUCGUUAAUUUAGCAGUGGGAGACAUGGCAAUGGGCAUAUUCUGUAUGCCAUUUACGUUUAUUCACGGGAUGUUACGGAAGUGGAUUUUUGGCGAAGCCAUGUGUCCGUUGAUCCUCUUCCUGCAACAGGUUUCUGUCGGAGUAAGCAUAUAUACGCUAACGGCUAUUGGUAUUAACCGCUAUCAAGCAGUAACUAACCCCAUAAAGGCGAAAGUGUCGACGUCAAGAACCAAGUUUAUCAUACUGGGCAUCUGGGUGUUAUCACUUAUCAUAUCGAUAGAACCGCUGAUCAAUGCGAGGGCCGUGCUGAAAGAAUCCCGUAAUGGUGACUGGUACUACCAAUGCGAUGAACAUUGGUCACAUCACAGCACCUCCAUCGUGUAUGAAGUGUGUAUGUUUCUAUUUGUAUUCGCAGUGCCACUAGGUGUACUAGGGUGGACGUACACCAAAACGGCGGUUAUUAUCUGGAAACGAUCGUUGCCAGGCAACGCCCAUAGUAACAGGGAUGCGGCACAUCUCACCGCAAAGAAAAAGAUAUUGAAGAUGUUGAUCGUAAUUGUUAUCGCAUUCGCUGUCUGCUGGCUGCCAUUGAAUAUAUUCAACAUCAUUAUAACUAUUGACCAACGAUAUUUAAAACAUUCGAAAUACUACAAGAUGGUCAUCGGUGUCUACCUCACCUGUCAUUGGUUGGCGAUGGCAAACAGUUUCCUGAAUCCCUUCGUAUAUACGUUUUUGAACGACACAUUCAGGGGAGACCUAAAACGUCUUAUCAAACGUAUUAGACACAACGACGCAUCCUUGGUUCAUAGAAGAAGAUUCGGGUUUUCCGUCUCAUCUAAUGAUGGACCAAGUCGUUCAUUGCGGAGUACACUGACAACGACAGUGUCAUCCGGAUUCCAGAAAAGAAAAGAGCUCCGCUUCGCUGAAAAUAACGCAUAA